Molecule: messenger RNA, 2569 nt
Organism: Cryptomeria japonica (Japanese cedar)
Lineage: Eukaryota; Viridiplantae; Streptophyta; Pinopsida; Cupressales; Cupressaceae
Product: MACPF domain-containing protein At4g24290
Exons: 7
Coding region: 436-2241 (601 amino acids)
Biological process (GO): plant-type hypersensitive response; regulation of salicylic acid mediated signaling pathway
Cellular component (GO): plasma membrane
Source: RefSeq, a predicted model, not a curated record
GUCAAAGCAACGUGUGGCAGCUCGCGAUCCUAUAGACUUUGAAGCCCCUCCUUCUCCAAAAAAGGAAAUCAAAAUUCUGCCAUACGUUGACGCUCAUUAAUGCCGGAGCGGACAGUCGUAUUUCAAAAAACAUUAAAGCGAAAAAAAAUCUACAGUAGGGAGCAAAGGCCGGACCAAUUUUCAAUAAAUAACAGGGGAUACCCAUCUCUCUGUCUGUCUGCAUACGGACGAUUCUAGAUAUAGGUGGAGUGGGAAGGAAAGUGAAAAGGGACUAAAAAACGUUGAAUAAUCGGGAAGAGAGUAGGUAGACCGGACCGGGGAGGCAGACGUAUGACGGUGUGAAAGCAUCUAUUUCUUUGGUUCUGCACGGCCAUAAUGAGUUUUUCAGCGACAGGGAGUCGAACCCGGCACCUUCACUGACCAUGGUAUUAGGGCAUGGCAGGGCAGAACAGUAGGAGCAAGGCCCAAGUGGCUGCGGAGAACGCAAUUAGAGCUGUGGGUCGCGGCUACGAUAUCACCAACGAUCUGCGUUUAUCGUAUUGUAAGGGAGAUGGCUGCCUGAUCGACCUACAAGGGGAGGCUAAGCAGGAUGCCGUUAUACCGGGAGGCGUUAUUGUUCGCGAUGUGCCCAAGGCGAUCAAGUGCGAUAAGGGAGAGCGCACGCGCUUUAGGACCGACGUUUUGUCUUUUCAGCAGAUGUCAGAGCAUUUCAAUCAGGAACUCAAUAUACCAGGGAAAAUUCCUUCAGGUAUAUUCAAUGCCAUGUUCGAAUUCACAGGCUCAUGGCAAAAAGAUGCAUCUGCCACAAAACAUCUUGCCUUUGAUGGAUGGCUUAUAACUCUUUACAGCGUAGGGCUUACAAGAUCACAUAUAGUACUAUGUGAUGCAGUGAAACAAGAGGUUCCAUCUGCUUGGGACCCUGCAGCAUUAGCUGGAUUUAUUGACAAGUAUGGAACUCAUGUUAUCACUGGAGUAAAGAUGGGAGGGAAAGAUGUGAUUUUUGUUAAACAACAACACAGUUCAAGUCUUCAAGCAACAGUUGUACAGAAAUUGUUAAAAAGAAUAGCAGAUGAAAGAUUUGCAGAUGCUAAUGGUCGGUUCAGUUUUGAAUCUGAGGAAACCUCCCGAAGAGACAAAGUUGCAGAUCCUUUAAUGCAUACGAACCAUCUCAGGUUUGUGGAGUCAAAUGGCUCUACAUCUCAUUCAGUUAAAGAGGAUAUCAUAAAGAUAUAUAAGAGGAGAGGAGGUCUUGAGCAUUCUGACAGUCACCACCAGUGGCUGGGAACAGUACCGUCUGCUCCUGAUGUGAUAUCUAUGUCAUUCGUCCCAAUAACAUCCCUCCUAAAUGGAGUUCCAGGAACUGGAUUUUUAAGCCAUGCUGUAAAUUUAUACCUCCGUUAUAAGCCACCUAUUGAAGAACUCUAUCAGUUUCUGGAAUUCCAGCUUCCCAGACAAUGGGCUCCUGUCUUUAGUGAGCUUCCUCUUGGACCACAACGAAAGGAACAUGGAAAUGCAUCCCUUCAAUUCAGCUUAAUGGGUCCCAAAUUAUAUGUCAAUACAAGUCCAGUCAAUGUAGGUAGGAGACCUGUGACUGGUGUUCGCUUGUUCUUGGAAGGGAAGAAAUGCAAUCGAUUGGCAAUCCAUCUUCAGCAUCUCUCGUCUUUACCGAAAAUUUUGCAAUUGUUUGAUGAUGAUGAUGGUGAAACUGAAGAAGCUAGUCGUAAAUACUAUGAGCCAGUGCAGUGGAAAAGUUUCUCUCAUGUCUGUACUGCACCUGUUGAGUGCAGUGGAACAUUGAUUGGUGAUCCGGCAUCAAUUGUGACUGGGGCACAGCUUGAAGUGCGGGUUGAGAAAAUGAAAAAGGUCUUAUUUUUGAGGCUUCGAUUUUCCAGGGUUGUUGGAGCAAGUAUUCGGAGGUCUGAAUGGGAUAAUUCUCCAAAUAUAAACCAAAAAUCAGGUAUUAUAUCCACACUCAUUAGUACGCAUUUCACCUCAGCACAGCAGCCACCAAAGCCUACACCAGUUAACAUUAAUUCUGCCAUAUAUCCUGGUGGUCCACCAGUUCCUGUGCAAGUCCCAAAGUUAUUGAAGUUUGUCGAUACAACAGAAUUGACGAAGGGUCCACAGGACAUGCCUGGCCAUUGGGUUGUAACUGGAGCUAAGCUAUGUGUGGACAGUGGUAAAAUAUCUUUGCGAGUAAAGUAUUCGCUUUUAACUAUAUCAUUGGAGGAUUCUAUGUAGGAGAAAAAUUCAGAUCUAUUGAGUGCCGUAGUUUUUGUGCUAUAAUCAACUUAAUAAUUUUUCCUUUUUAAAAAUAAUCAUACGCCAUGUUAAGAGGAAGUGCAGUAAAACAUCAUUCUUGCUGUAUGUAUUAAUAGAUUAGGAGAAAGCCAGUGGUUUUCUAAAUGCUGUGGAACAUUUUCUGAAGAUGCAAAGGUCCAGCUGUGGGUUGUGUACAAGAAGCCUUUUGUGUAACUGGAAGUUUGUAUCUUGUGUAGUUCUAUCUUGUAUACAUUUUAUGUAAUUUUCUCCAUGACAAAUUUGUGUUGAGAAUAUGAUAUUCCUUGUA